UGUCCAGGGCCCUGGUUCAGUGCUCCAGCCACAGGGCCCGCGUGGUGCUGAGCUGGACCGACUACCUCAGAAGAGUGGCUCCCACAGGGAGAUGUUCCAAGCGUUCAACAAGUGGGAGCCGCAGUGGCCGCAGCCAGUCAGGUGGAGGAUUGCCGCCCCCUCCUCUUUUGGGGGGGCCAGGAGUUAACCCUUCAAUUGCUGGGUAGAAAGGAAGGCGGGGAGGACCCCAGAGAAAGGCAGGCCUACAGGCCAAGGCAGGGGGCAUUCGGGCGCCUCACGGAGAAGUGUGCUCACUGCGGGCACACCCGUACGGGCCUGCCCUGGCUGCGUGUCCGGUGGGGCCCGUGUCUCUGCAGCACUGGCAACGGCGCUUGACGUGGGCUUGUCCAACUGGAGCUUCCUCUACAUCACCGUCUCACUGUGAGUACCGGCCACGCCCAGCACCGCCCUGGGGGCUCUCUGUCCAGCACCGUGUCUGUGUGCCCGGCCGACGGGCCAGCCAUCACACUGCCCUCUGGGACCCAACCCCCUUGCUCUCUCCGCGCCUCCCUGGCACCCAGCAGCUCACCUGGAAGUCGCCAGCCUCUGCAGUGAGCCAGGCAUGGACGGGGUGUCGUGCCUCCCUGCCAGGUGGCCUGGGGAAGCCGGGGGUUCAGACGGAAUGGUGACAGGGCAGCGGAGAAAGGGGCACAGAGGGGCAGGCGGAACAGUUAUUUUCUUAUCUCAGAUUUUGCGCUUCAGCGAGCACAGCCUCUGCCUUCUCUCUUUCUCCCCUUCUCUCCUUCCCGCCUCAUCCUGGUCUGCACUGAGGGGUCGGUGAAUAACAGGACUCAGGAAGCUCAGUUUCUCCCUGGUGAUAAGCAGAGGCCUCUUAGGCAUAGAUUUCUUCCGAUUAAAGGUCAGGUAUCAGCCCAGAUGACUCAGGCCGCCUUACUUUGGUCUUUGUAUCCAGAUUGCCCUGCUGCCCUCAGGGAAGUCAGGGGUCUCCCCCCGACCCUUUGCAGCCCACUGGUUGUGCUGUGGGUCCGCGCCCCCAGCUGCAGCGGUGUGUCAUGGGUGACUUCCCCUCGCAGGUACACGAUGACCAAAUCCUCGGCUGUCCUCUUCAUCCUGAUCUUCUCUCUGAUCUUCAAGCUGGAGGAGCUGCGUGCGGCGCUGGUCCUGGUGGUUCUUCUCAUCGCCGGGGGCCUCUUCAUGUUCACCUACAAGUCCACACAGUUCAACGCUGAGGGCUUUGCCUUGGUGCUGGGUGCCUCGUUCAUUGGGGGUAUUCGCUGGACACUCACGCAGAUGCUCCUGCAGAAGGCGGAACUUGGGCUCCAGAACCCCAUCGACACCAUGUUCCACCUGCAGCCGCUCAUGUUUCUGGGGCUCUUCCCUCUCUUUGCCGUAUUUGAAGGUCUCCAUUUGUCCACAUCUGAGAAAAUCUUCCGUUUCCAGGACACGGGGCUGCUCCUGCGGGUACUUGGGAGCCUCUUCCUUGGCGGGAUUCUCGCCUUUGGUUUGGGCUUCUCUGAGUUCCUCCUGGUCUCCAGAACCUCCAGCCUCACUCUCUCCAUUGCUGGCAUUUUUAAGGAAGUCUGCACUUUGCUGUUGGCAGCUCAUCUGCUGGGCGAUCAGAUCAGUCUCUUGAACUGGCUGGGCUUCGCCCUCUGCCUCUCGGGAAUAUCCCUGCACAUCGCCCUCAAAGCCCUGCAUUCCAGAGGUGACAGCGGCCCUAAGCCCGUGAAGGGGCUGGGCUCCAGCCCCGACCUGGAGCUGCUGCUCCGGACCAGCCAGCCGGAGGAAGAGGACAACGAGGAGGAGGAGGGGCGCUUUGUGGCCCAGGGGCAGCAGUGAUCAGCCGUGGGACAGGUUGGAAGCAGGCCGCUCCCCAGCCUUCACACCUGUCAGCAGCUCGGGGACCCGGGCGGCCCCUCCCAGCUGCUGGGGAGCAGCAGGCCGGGCUCUCCCAGGCUGGCCUCGAGAGCACGUGACCACGUGGUGGGCCAGGGCAGGGAGUUGGUCAAACGGGUGAGCACCAGGCCAGCCUCAGACCUGGCCAGAGCGGGGCCCAAGCGGUGCUGGCGUCACAGCCACUUGCCAGGCUCUGAGAGCCAAGGUGGUGAUUUCAGAGGUAUAACGGGUUUGGACUGUGGGCCAGUUAGGAACGGGAGAUGGAGAAGAUGGGGCCUCAUCGCCUGGAGAGCGUCUUUUCUCAGAGAGCAGAUCUAUUUAUAGUUUGGAAAUAAAGGGUUUACGGUCCACCGGCCACCUUGUGUUGCCUGGAGGUAUGGGGGCAGGCAGGGAGGCGUGGGCCUGACCUCUCCCCUCCUUUCCCUGCCUGGGGCCUUCCUGGGGAGACUGGUCAUACUCCAGGCCUCCUAUGUCUCUCGUGCUCCUGUUUGAGCCCCAGUGCCCUCUCUUAGGGCCCCACCACACCUGCAGGCAGGAAAAAAUAGGUACCGAGUUUCAUAUCCUGGGGACUUUAAUGCUUUCACAGCCUGAUUUGAAUAUUGACUCUGUGACUUACUAGCUGUGUGACCUUAAGCAAAUUAUUAACCUCUCUGUACCACGGUUUUUUCAUCUGUGAAGUGGGGAUAAUAAUUAUCUCAGUGUUGUUCUGAGGGUCAAGUCAAUAUUGGUAACAGAUUAAAUGUCAUUUAAGUAUG
Globicephala melas (long-finned pilot whale) is the source of this 2651-nucleotide messenger RNA. It is a transcript of the gene SLC35H1, whose product is annotated as solute carrier family 35 member C2. NCBI's taxonomy places the organism in Eukaryota, Metazoa, Chordata, Mammalia, Artiodactyla, Delphinidae. Gene Ontology annotation, biological process: UDP-glucose transmembrane transport. Gene Ontology annotation, molecular function: antiporter activity. Gene Ontology annotation, cellular component: cis-Golgi network; Golgi apparatus; endoplasmic reticulum-Golgi intermediate compartment. The record is from RefSeq and is a predicted model, not a curated record.